AUGUCGAUGCUUCCGGGCCCCGUGGGCAUCACCGCCCCAACGGAGCAAGUCCGGGAGGCCACCGCAUCCCCCGGAGAGCUGCAUAAGCUCGAGGAGACUGCAGUUCACCCGGGGAUUCGCGAGCGAGAGUGGGGUCUCGCUGCUCGUCUCGAUGAGACCGUCACCUUUGAGGAGUUCACCUACUGGGCCAAGAUCGAGCGUGAGCUGGAAGAGGAAGAGUACCGUCGCUAUACCGCCAUGACGGGCGGUGGCGGUCUUCUGACCUCGUUCAAGAACUACUUCAAGAACAAUCCCUACGAGGAUGCCAAAAUUCAGAAUUCCCGCGAGGUGCAGGAGAACGAGCGAGAGUUGCAACUGUAUGAGAAAAAGGCCGACGUGGCGGUCUCGGGAAAUUCCAGCGAGGCCACUCACCCCAUUGCGCCGCCUCCCGCUUACGAUCUCGAUGCCGAAUGGCGUACGGCUGCCCGUGCCCUGCGCAAUGCGGGCUGGGGAACCAUCUUCUACCUCAUCACCACGGAUAUCCUGGGUUGGUCUCAGACCCCCUAUGUCUUCGCCAACACCGGAUACGGUCUGGGUGUCGGCAUCUUUGCCCUCAUGGCCUUCGCGGCCUUUGCCUCGGGACUCAUGAUCUGGCGUGUCUUCCUGGCUCUGGACUCGGCUCGUUUCCCGAUCGUCAGCUUUGGCGAUCCCUUCUUCCGCCUGUUGGGUCCUCGCAUGCGCCACUUCAUCAACUUCAUGCAGUCUUUACAGAUGUUCCUCAGUGUCGCCGUCGUGUUGCUCGGAAACACGGGUAUCAUUGCCCAGCUGGGUGGCAACAUCAACCUGUGUUACAUCGUCUGUGGUAUCAUUUCCCUCGUCGUCGGUAUGGCCAGUGGUUACAUGCGAUCCCUCAAGCACCUGGGUUGGUUCUGCAACAUGGCUGUGUGGAUCAACAUUGUCACUUUCAUCAUCAUUAUCGCUGCCGCUGUCAAGAACGGUCCUGAUCCCACUGCUGCGGUCAAUAACGGUGUCCUGCCCAAGGAAUGGGCCGUCCCAGCUACCAUGGCUCCGGUCAUGACCUUCGUGGGAACUCCCCCUGCCAUGUACCAGCCUACCGAUCACCAGCUUUUCGCGGCUCAAUUCAACGGUAUCAACAGCAUGGUUUAUGCCUACUCCGGUGCUGUCAUGUUCGUCGCCUUCCUCUCUGAGAUGCGCCGCCCCAUGGACUUCUGGAAGGGUCUGCUGGUUGCUCAGACCUUCAUCACUGUUGUCUACAUUUUCUUCGGUGCCCUGAUCUACCACUUCUACGGCCAGUACGCCUACGUCAACGUGAACCAGACCGUCAGCCCUCAAAACAUCCAGAUCGUGGGCAAUGUUCUCUCUCUCCUCACUGGUUGGCUUGCCAUUUUCCUCUACUUCAACGUCGGCAUGAAGACUGUCUACAUCGAAGUCGGCCAAGCCAUCUUCAAGCUGCCCCCCAUCACCUCCAACAAGGGCAAGUUCCUCUGGUGGGGACUCGGCCCCGUCUACUGGAUCCUGGCCUUUGUCCUGGCCCUUUCCGUGCCCCAAUUCGGCGCCUUCACCAACUUCGUCGGCGGUCUCUUCAGUCUCAACUUCACCUACUCCUUCUCCGGCGUCAUGUACCUCGCCUACAAGAUCCAGGACGGCGCCCGUCUCGAAGGUGAAGGCUUCGACCCCGCCACCGGCCAAACCAUCCGUCACGACAGCGGCAUGUCUCGCUGGGUCCGCGGUUUCCGCAAGACCUGGAUGAUGAGCUUGCCCGUUCUGCUCUUCACCCUUUGCGGUUUUGCGACAUCCGGCAUGGGUACCUGGGCGGCGGUGUUGGCUUUGGAGUCUGCCUUCGGUCCCGGUGGUUCCGUCGUCACUUCCUGGACUUGCACUAACCCUUUCUACACCGGUUAA
Molecule: messenger RNA, 1902 nt
Organism: Penicillium diatomitis
Lineage: Eukaryota; Fungi; Ascomycota; Eurotiomycetes; Eurotiales; Aspergillaceae
Exons: 5
Coding region: 1-1902 (633 amino acids)
Biological process (GO): amino acid transmembrane transport
Cellular component (GO): vacuolar membrane
Molecular function (GO): amino acid transmembrane transporter activity
Source: RefSeq, a predicted model, not a curated record